Molecule: messenger RNA, 3636 nt
Organism: Dufourea novaeangliae
Lineage: Eukaryota; Metazoa; Arthropoda; Insecta; Hymenoptera; Halictidae
Gene: Oseg4
Product: WD repeat-containing protein 35
Exons: 1
Coding region: 40-3636 (1198 amino acids)
Biological process (GO): protein localization to cilium; intraciliary retrograde transport; non-motile cilium assembly
Cellular component (GO): intraciliary transport particle A; non-motile cilium
Molecular function (GO): protein binding
Source: RefSeq, a predicted model, not a curated record
UGAAAUUUCACUGAGGGGCUCUUAAUUGAUAGACAGAAAAUGUUUGUUUAUUUAAGUAAAAAAAUUGCAAUACCAAACAAUUUCCGGCUUAAUUGCAUAGCAUGGAAUCAGAAAGAAGGAUAUGUAGCAGUUGGAGGAGAGGAUGGUCUAUUAAAAGUACUUCGGGUAGAUUCGAAUACGAGCGGUUCUAACAGUGGAGGAAAGUCUCGUAAUAUAACAACUGCUAGCAAUUUGAGCAUGAACCAGACAUUGGAGGGACAUAGUGGGCAUGUGCAAGUGGUUACUUGGAACGAGCAGCACCAAAAAUUCACCUCGAGCGACGAGAAUGGUGUAAUAAUCGUUUGGAUGCUGUACAAAGGUUCUUGGUACGACGAAAUGAUAAAUAAUUGUAACAAAUCGGUGGUGAAAGGAAUGGCGUGGAGUUUGGACGGACUAAAAAUCUGCAUAGUUUACGAAGACGGAUCGGUUAUAGUCGGCUCGGUAGACGGUAAUAGAAUCUGGGGAAAAGACUUGAAGGGUGUAUCUCUUGCCGCCGUCCAGUGGUCUCCGGACGGGAAAUUAUUACUGUUCGGGUUGAAAAACGGGGAAGUUCAUCUUUACGAUAACCAAGGUGUAUUUUUAACGAAAUUAAGUAUGAUACCGGUGAAUAGCGGAGAAAAUGAAACGAUAGUAGCGUUGCAAUGGUACGACGGGAGAAACGGCUACGUCGCCUUAGAUUGUCCCACCCUGGGAAUUUGCUACAGAAACGGUAGGGUAGUAUUUAUGCGGAAUACAAACGACGACAAUCCGAUCGUUCUCGAGACUGGGAUGACAGCGGCAUGGUGUUGUUGGAAUAGUUACGGGUCUUUGCUGGCGGUGACAGGUACGAUGCCGUUACUAGGUAACGGGGAGACAAAGGAUACGAACGUGAUUCAAUUCUAUAGUCCGUUCGGUAAACACAUGAGAACUCUGAGGAUACCUGGCAGGGAGGUGACAUGCUGCGCGUGGGAAGGUGGAUCUCUGAGAGUAGCGUUAUCCGUCGAUUCUCAUAUAUACUUUGCGAAUAUUCGUUUGGACUACAAGUGGACGUAUUUCAGUAAGACGGUCGUGUACACGAACGAGAGGAUCGGCAACGAUGGCAUUUCCAUUACAUUUUGGAACACGGUGAACAACACGUGUUGCACGAAAUAUGCGAGAGCGUUGAUAGCGAUAGAUUCCUGCGGAGAGCAUUGCGUGUUGGCAGUGAAGAACGAUCCUGCACAAGGUUCGGAGCAGUUUGCUCUUUUGGUCUGCAAUUCCAUAGCCACUCCGAUAGACAGCAAGUUCAUAAAUUUCGAGCCAUUAUGGGUGAGCAUGACUAACAACGUCGUGAUUACCGCGUCCAAGAAUAAUUUUCUAGUAUGGAGUUAUCGUACUCCGCGUAACGCCGCGUUCAAUACGGGCAAGAUAAAGAGAGAGAAAAUUUAUCACGUCGACGAAACACCGACAGGUGUGACAGAAGUUAUUCAAGAUUUGGAUAAGGAUAGAUCGUUCGAAGCGCCGAUCAAUACGAAAGCCAGCAUGGACCCGAUUUGUUGUUUAUCCGCAACCGAGAAUGUUUUAUUAGUUGGCAGAGAAUCGGGUAUGAUUCAGCGAUACUCUCUGCCGCAAGUGACCAUUACGAAUAGAUACAAUACGGCGUGUAAACUGUACAAAAUCUCAAUCAACUGCGACUCGUCCCGUGCAUCUAUCAUGGAUACAAGCGGUCUAUUGACGAUGCUAGACUUGGAAGGUGAUUCGAAUAAUUAUGAUUCGAAAGACGACGGCGACGGUAACGGCAACGGCAACGGCAACGGCAACGGCAACGAGUCGGUGGACGAUAUAAAGAAAUUCGAGAGGAAAGAUGUAUGGGCAAUGUGCUGGGCACAAGAUAAUCCGACUUUACUGGCCAUCAUGGAGAAGACCCGAAUGUACGUGCUGAGGGAAUUAGAUCCGGAGGAGCCGAUAUCGUGUUCCGGGUACAUUUGUUCGUUUCAAGAUUUAGAGAUACGAUGUGUGCUGUUGGAUGAUCUUAUGCAAAAGCCGGAAGAUACCAGGAACGAAUUGAUAGUGGAUCUGGAGGUGAAAUCUUUGAGAGACACCAGAGAGUUAUUGGUGAAGGUUGGUUUAAAGGAAGCUCAGAACUUCAUUCAGGAUAAUCCCCAUCCGCGAUUAUGGCGUUUGUUGGGGGAAUCGGCGCUGAAGAAAUUGGACUUGGAGACCGCGGAGAACGCGAUGGUUCGUUGCACCGAUUACUUGGGCAUACAGUUUAUAAAACGUUUGCAAAACGUGCAUAACGAUCAACUGAAGAAAGCGGAGGUGGCGGCGUAUCUGGGCAACUACGACGAGGCGGAGAAAUUCUACUUGGACAUGGACAGAACGGAUCUCGCUAUUUCGUUGCGGCAAAAAUUGGGCGACUACUUCCGCGUGGUGCAGUUAAUGAAAAUGGGCAUCGGUGGAUCCGACAAGCAGAUGGAGCAUGCUUACAACAAGAUCGGAGAGUAUUAUGCCGAAAGACAGAAUUGGGAGGGUGCAAAAGAGUAUUACGAGAAAAGUAGAAACCUGGAGAAGUUGCUUGAAUGCUAUUACAAGUUGGAGGAUUUCGUUCAGGUCGCGGAAACGGUGCAACAAUUGCCGGACAAGAGCCCGUUGUUGAAGAGGGUGGCCAGGAUGCUGGCAUCCGUGGGCAUGUGUUCGCAGGCCGUCGCGGCUUACAUAAAGUACGGUGACGUGAAAUUGGCCGUGGAUACGUGCGUUCGCUUGAAUCAUUGGGACCAGGCCGUGGAAUUGGCCAAGACCUAUAAAAUGGCUCAGAUCGGCGAGUUAUUGAAUAAAUACGCCAAUCACCUUUUAUCGAACGGCAAGAGAUUACAGGCGAUCGAGCUGUACAAGAAAGCGAAUUACAACCUAGAAGCUGCCAAGCUGUUGUUACAGCUGGCUGAGGAACAUGCGAGUUUCCGAAAGAAUCCAUUGCGCGUGAAGAAGAUAUACGUGCUGGCCGCGUUGCUGAUAGAGGAACACGUUAACAGUACCCCGGCGAUCAAAGGGACUCGCAGCAACAUCGUGAUGGGUUUAGUCGAGAACAACGAAGAUUCUCGUGUGAUAGAGAACGCUUGGAGAGGCGCGGAGGCGUACCACUUUCUCUUGAUGGCGCACAGGCAGAUAUACGCGGGAAAUUUCGACGCGGCUAUGAAAAUCGCUCUGCGGCUCAGAGAAUACGAAGACAUUCUGGCACCCGAGGACAUUUACUGUUUGCUCGCGUUGUCCAGCGCUGUUCAUCGUUCCUUUGCCGUCUGUUCGAAGGCGUUCAUCAAGCUGGAAUCGUUGGAGGUGAUCCCGGAGACGACCAGAGAAGAGUACGAGAACUUGGCGCUGGACGUUUUUACGAAGCACAGCCCGAGGGACGUUCGUAACUCAAAGGCCGAAUGCACGAAUUGCGAGAGUCUUGUGCCCGACUGGUGCGUCGCCUGUCCCAGUUGUUCAACCAGAUUCCCUGCUUGCAUCGUUUCCGGGAAACCGUUGAUGGAUCUCGGGAACGCGUGGACCUGUACUGUUUGCAAACAUCACGUCGCCACGGAACGAGACGUCGUUAAUAUAAAUGCUUGCCCUUUAUGCCAUAGCACAGUCACCUAUAUGUAG